AUGCUGGACGUAUUUGACACCAGCCAACAAACAAGCCUUCCACAUCGCACCUUGGACGCUGAUGUCUUGGUCGAUCAUGCACUCCCUGCAAUCUUCAUCAUGGUGGAAGUGCGAGUACUCUUGGAUGUGACCAUCCACGAUUUCCCUUGCAUCGAUUUGAGCCUGGACUACCAGGAUGUUUCUCCGUCUGCGAAGAAACGAGCGUUUUUGCCUCGUUUUUCAGCUGUUUUUGCCUCGGAAAUCGACCUGCCAGUGGAAAUUGAGGCGAUGGGAAACCGCCAGACGGAUAUCCGCACGGGAGUGUCGAAGCAAAGACUGAAAGCCGAUGGCACCCCUGUGGGCGAAGACUGCUAUGGAGCAUUGCCUGAUGGUGAAUGCUGCAAUACCUGCUCCGAUGUUCUCUAUGCAUAUCGCAUGAAACGGUGGGCGCUCCCCCGUAUUGAAAGCAUCAAGCAGUGCCAGCAAGAUGGUACCGCCAAAUCUGCGUACCAGCCGCCACAGAUUGCCCACAUCAAGGACUACAGCUCUGAUGAUUAUUUGAAUAACUUCAAGAGGAUUGGAAGUAUGACCCCGUCCGGCAACGAGGCGCGAAUCACUGCGCCCUUAAAACUGAAUCUCAGCUUGAAUCUGCAAAACAUCACCUUCAAGCCUCUGAACCUGAAGCCCUUGGGUUCACCCUUGUCACUGGACUUUGAUGAUUGGGACGACGAGGAAUUUGAGGGCGAAUCGUCCAGGCAGAAGGACAAAGUCCUCUCUUGGCCAUCUUGUGUCAGGCGGAACGUUGUGGUCAACGGCUACGACAUCGAUGCCGCAGUGUUUGAGGACCUCACGCCCUUCGGAGCCAAGGAAGGGUGCUGGAAGGACAAUUGUCUUCGCAGCGACAAGUUCAACUGCGACAGUAUGGAUCACUGUGCGACAGUUUGCAGUCAGGUACCCAAAUGCUCUUGGUGGACUUGGGGUGUGGAAGAGUUUGCGGCCAAGUGCUGGCUACGCACGGGCACCAGCAGGAAGAGUAAGCGAUAUGGUUUUUCAUCUGGAACUCGCAAUUGCACAGUGGCUCUAAAGACGGCGACCACGACACCCGCCGCUGACGGAGCUUCGGAGGUGGAGGCGCUGAAGGCGCGCCGCUUAUCCAGUUUCGAUGAUUUGCCGCAGGGCUGGGAUCUGCCUCUGGGGUCGAUGCUGCACAUGCCGAUCUUCGAAUGGCGAGACAAGGAGAGUGAGCUGCGACGUGAGAUGAAGGGAGAAAGCUGUCGGAUCCAUGGAUAUUUCGAUGUGAAUAGGGUCCCUGGUAACUUCCACAUCGGCGUGCAUGGAGCUAUGGUCCCAUCAUACCUGUCCUUCUACGACGAGCCAGCACCGCCUCAACAGAACAUGCGGCACACCAUCAACUCCUUGGCCUUCAUCGAUGUGCCAUAUAAGUCUGGUGGCAUGUCCCGGCCACUGGAUGGUUUUGAAAGUCCGAAGGCCUUUACUUUCCAGUACUACCUCAUGAUCACUCCUGUGACCCGCAAGACUCGUGCGGUGGAAUGGGGCUAUCAGUUCAAAGCCGCUUCCUUCGUGACCAACGAGCUCAUCGGUCCCGCCGUCUUCUUCCGCAUGGACUUUGAUCCAAUCAGAGUCACUUACUUCACCGAGCAUGUACCCUUCAGCAAAUUUCUGGUGAAUGCCUGUGCGGUGGUCGGAGGUUGCAUUGCGAUGAGCACGAUGCUUCUGAAGAUCUUGGAUGCCAUCAUAGAAGAAGAGUAG
This is a messenger RNA of Durusdinium trenchii, 1749 nucleotides long. NCBI's taxonomy places the organism in Eukaryota, Dinophyceae, Suessiales, Symbiodiniaceae. The record is from the annotation of a GenBank genome assembly.